Molecule: messenger RNA, 348 nt
Organism: Symbiodinium natans
Lineage: Eukaryota; Dinophyceae; Suessiales; Symbiodiniaceae
Source: the annotation of a GenBank genome assembly
AUGAAAAGACACUCCUGCAGUCACGCGUCAUCUCACCGAACCGCGAGAUUUUCAACCAUCAGAGCAGCUGCUCGCCCGCCCUUCCCGGCCCCAGCCCCGGUGCUGAUGGCAGCGCAUCAUGGCGGCUGGCUGGCAGAUCUAGCAGCUAGCUGCCUCCUUGUCAGCAAGCGGUCCAAGUUCGAGUUUGCCCUUGUGGACAAAACACUUCGCAUGUCAGUUUGGGGCAGGUCGCAAGAUGGCGAAGACUUUGCCUGGGCAGGCCGCGCGACAGGUGUAGGAGGGGCCAAUGGUCUUUAUAAACUAGGUUCUUUGUUCUGGCUGCAGCAGCCUCCAGAGCCCUUGCGUUAA